UAGAAUAUUAAAUAAAAACCUUUAUUUUAUUUCGAGUCAAUUAUUUAUUCAUUUGUGAACAUAAUGUUGUUUAUCAUAAGAGUUGCAAACACUAGAUGUCGGUAGUAUUAUAUUAGUAUCACGUGCUAACAGACUUGCCUAACACUGCCCCUGCGCGCAUGCAAAUUACUUACGAUUCACACGCACAACCACGACUACGUUAUCGUUGCCGGCUGCCGGUGUUGAGGUCGAGGUCCAUCGAGGUCGUAAUCUGAGCACGUUGAGAACAGUCGAGAAAGUUCCUUGUGUUAUUCAAUUGAUUUCACAUAGUCUUUCGAAUUAUUGACCAGUAAUUUGAAUCAAUUAUGUCGGACACCGUUGGAAAGGUAAUUAAGUGUAAAGCCGCAGUAGCAUGGAAAGAGGCACAACCUCUUUCGAUAGAAGAGGUAGAAGUAGCUCCUCCAAAAGCUCAUGAAGUCAGAAUCAAAAUUGUAGCUGUGGCUCUGUGUCAUACGGAUGCCUAUACUCUGGGUGGAUUGGAUCCGGAAGGAAUUUUCCCAUGCAUUCUUGGCCAUGAAGGCAGUGGUAUAGUAGAGAGUGUUGGUGAAGGAGUGACAGAAUUCCAACCAGGUGAUCAUGUGGUUCCAUUGUAUAUCCCUCAAUGCAACGAUUGUAAGUUCUGCAAGUCUCCAAAAACUAAUUUGUGCAGCAAGAUACGUAACACACAAGGGAAGGGUGUGAUGCCUGAUGGAACUUCUCGUUUCACUUGCAAGAACCAGACUCUUGCCCAUUUCAUGGGUUGCUCCACUUUCUCAGAAUACACUGUAGUAGCUGAUGUUUCUCUUGCUAAGGUUGAUCCUAAUGCACCACUUGAGAAGAUCUGCUUGUUGGGUUGUGGAGUACCUACUGGUUAUGGUGCUGCCCUUAACACAGCUAAGGUAGAACCUGGAAGUUCGUGUGCUAUAUGGGGAUUAGGUGCAGUUGGGAUGGCAGUUGCACUUGGUUGUAAAAAAGCUGGGGCACAGCGUAUUAUUGGUAUAGACGUGAAUCCAAGUAAAUUCGAGCUUGCUAAAACCUUUGGAUUCACUGAAUUCAUCAAUCCCAAGGAUUAUGAAAGACCAAUUCAGGAAGUUCUGAUAGAAUUAACAGAUGGAGGAUUAGAUUAUACUUUUGAAUGUGUUGGCAAUGUUAACACCAUGAGAGCUGCUCUAGAGUCCUGCCAUAAGGGAUGGGGAACAUCUGUUAUCGUGGGUGUAGCUGCAGCAGGACAGGAAAUCAGCACUCGUCCUUUCCAACUGGUAACAGGACGAGUUUGGAAAGGAACUGCUUUCGGUGGUUGGAAAUCCAAAGAAAGUGUACCUAAAUUGGUACAAGAUUACAUGUCGAAGUCGCUCAUGCUCGAUGAAUUUGUUACACAUACUCUUCCAUUCGAGAAAAUCAAUGAAGGAUUCGAAACAUUACACUCAGGAUCAUGUUUGAGAACAGUGCUCAAAUAUUAAGUGAGGAUGCACAUUUCUUCUGAGAUACGAUUAAAACAUCUAUUUUUUGUAAUAAUUUUGAAAUAAAAGGAAUAUGUAAUUUAUA
Messenger RNA from Megalopta genalis, 1563 nucleotides. RefSeq names its product alcohol dehydrogenase class-3 Fdh (gene Fdh). Gene Ontology annotation, cellular component: cytosol. NCBI's taxonomy places the organism in Eukaryota, Metazoa, Arthropoda, Insecta, Hymenoptera, Halictidae. Gene Ontology annotation, biological process: formaldehyde catabolic process. Gene Ontology annotation, molecular function: alcohol dehydrogenase (NAD+) activity; zinc ion binding; S-(hydroxymethyl)glutathione dehydrogenase [NAD(P)+] activity. The record is from RefSeq and is a predicted model, not a curated record.